Molecule: messenger RNA, 6608 nt
Organism: Ahaetulla prasina
Lineage: Eukaryota; Metazoa; Chordata; Lepidosauria; Squamata; Colubridae
Gene: DPY19L1
Product: dpy-19 like C-mannosyltransferase 1
Exons: 20
Coding region: 100-2067 (655 amino acids)
Cellular component (GO): nuclear inner membrane
Molecular function (GO): mannosyltransferase activity
Source: RefSeq, a predicted model, not a curated record
CAUCCCAUUCAGCUGAGUCCGAAGCCCAGCAUCGUUAAACUAUUCUGCCUUAGUUUCCUGUCAUUAGCCCUUUUGGGCCCUGUCCCCUACUUCGGGGCAAUGAGAAGAACGGGCCGGCCUAGGCGUGGGAGCGGCAAAGAGUCACCGCCUCUCAAUCUCGCCAGUGACGGGGGCAACAGCCGCGGCAGGCGAGCUCCUCCCUCUCCUACGCGCCUGCCUCCUCAGGAAGAGAAAUAUCAGGGCCAGAGCGGAGAUACGGAGCCCGAUCGCAGCGCCAGCCAAGACACCGUGAGCGAACCAACCGCCGCUGUCUUCUUACUCCGCGGACUGCAACAGUCCCUGGGGAGGCAGCUUCCCGGUGGGGCCGCUCCUCACGCAAUGAAGAGGGGAGGACCAGGCAGGAAAGGGACCAAAAGCGACUCUCAGAAGCAAGCGAAGCGGGACCGCUUAGCCCACGAAUUCGGCGAGUGGCAAGACUGGCUGCGCGAUACUCUGAGAGAAACAGGAUUCUUUAUUGCAAGAACAGAUAGCAAAAUAUGGCUUACACUUAUAAUGGCUGCUAUUGCAGGAAUCCUUCACUGGUAUCACAUAACAACUCUCUUUGAAAAUGAUCGUCACUUUUCUCAUCUUUCAACUCUGGAACGGGAAAUGGCAUUUCGAACUGAAAUGGGUCUCUAUUAUUCCUACUUCAAGAUUAUAGUUGAAGCACCAUCAUUUUACAGUGGAGUUUGGAUGAUUAUGAAUGAUAAUCUAACUGAAUAUCCUCUUGUAAUAAACACACUGAAAAGAUUUAAUCUCUAUCCAGAGGUUGUGUUAGCCAGCUGGUACCGCAUAUAUACAGGGGCAAUGAAUUCUUUUGGCAUUCAGACACAAAAGUGUUGGACUGUGAAUAGAGGGGAAGGUCUGAGUCCUGUUGAAAGCUGUGAAGGAUUAGGAGAUCCUGCUUCUUUUUAUGUGGCUAUGAUAUUUCUUCUAAAUGGAUUGAUGGUGUCAGUUUUCUUCCUAUAUGGCACAUAUCUAAGUGGGAACAGAUUUGGAGGGUUACUUACAGUGGCAUGCUACUUUUUCAACCACGGGGAGAGUACUCGUGUGAUGUGGACUCCUCCUCUUCGUGAAAGCUUUUCUUAUCCCUUCCUUGUGGUUCAGAUGUUGUUAUUAACAUACAUUCUCAGGACACAGAAUAUAAAUAGAAGAAGCUUGAUUGCACUAUCUGUUUCUAAUGUUCUAUUCAUGCUUCCAUGGCAGUUUGCCCAGUUUGUUCUUUUAACACAGGUAGCAUCUGUUUUUGGUAUAUACAUUUUGGGAUUUAUAGAUUCAGCCAAACUACAGAAGAUACUUUAUGCACAUAUGGUAUCACUUGCUGUAUGCUUUGUCUUUAUGUUUGGAAACUCUAUGUUGAUGACAUCCUAUUAUGCUGCCUUUUUGAUAGUCAGCUGGAGUAUUCUGGAACUGGGCCCUAAGUACCUGAAAUUGUAUACUAAACAUAUACCUUUGUGGGCUUUGGAAGGAUUUUCUUGCCUGUUUGGGACAAUUAUCUUGAAAUUCUUGAUGUGUCUAAUAUUUGGAAUAUCUGAUGAUGUCCAUAUAAGUAAUUUGUUAAAAGCAAAACUUACCGGUUAUAGAGAUUUUGAUACAUCAAUGUAUACUUGUGCUGUGGAGUUUGAUUUCAUGGAAAAAGAGACUCCAGUUAGAUAUAUGAAGACGCUCCUGCUUCCAGUAUGCCUUAUUGUUUUUUCAGUAAUUGUUGUAAAGGCUUUUCAAUAUGUUAUACUUAAAAAGAAAUCUUCUGAAAGACAGGAGUAUUAUUUUAACCAGGGUGAGAUCGUAUACCAUGCAUUGCAACUAUUUUUUUUUACUAUACUUGCCAUUUUAAUAAUGAGACUAAAGUUGUUUCUGACUCCACAUAUGUGCAUUAUGGCAUCCUUGAUAUGCUCAAAACAGGAAACAAUUAUGCGAAAGAAAAGAAAAAUUGAUUCUGACUGCAGAAUCUUCAAAGAACAGUGGAUUUCUGAUUAUUUUUUCAUGCAGUACAAGAAAAGAGUGUUUGUCUGCUAUACCAGGAUUUAGUGGCUGUGUUCAAGGAAUACAAUUUGUGUUGGCACUACGAGACUUGACAUAAGGACAUAUCUGAUUGUUUGAUUGGACAAUUGAGAAAAGACAAAAUAUUAAAACUGAAAAAUGGAUUGACAACUCAGCAAAAUGUUUUUGUGAAGCAGAGCAGAUAAAUAUUUUAUCACUGCGAGCAAGUUUUCAAAUUGCCAAGUUAAUAGCGCGCACUGGCAGACCAUUUGUAGAGGGAGAAUUUGUUUAAAAUGCCUCUUUCUGUUGCCAAAGAGAUGUGUCCAGAGAAGACUGAUUUAUUAAGUACUGUGAGUCUUUUAGGACCUACAAUUACAUAAAGGAUUGAAGAAAUGGGGGACAAUUUGCAUCAGCACUUGCAAAACUCGUCAAAAAAAGUUAAUAUUUUUCAUUGGCACUUGAUGAAAGCAAUGACAUUCGUGAUUCUGCACAACUUCUAAUUUUCAUUUGCAGGACAAAUGAUUAUUUUGAAGUCAUGUAGGAGCUUGCUGCAUUGAAAAGCAUCAAAGGAAAACAGGAGAGGAUAUCUUUAAAAAAGGUUCACCAAACUUUGAAUGAUUUGGAGCUGGACUGGGCUAAAUUAGCCAAUGUGACAACUGAUGGUGCGCCUAGCAUGGUGGGAUGUAUGAAAGGAGUAGUUGCACACAUUAACAAAGAGAUGGAUAAACACAACCACUCGCAUCCAAUAGCCAUACACUGCCUCAUUCACCAAUGAGCUGUUGUGUCUCUUCCGAUCUCACCACAGCCGGGGCCUUCUUAUCUGCUUCCGAACACGGAGGAAUGUCCUAGUAUGCCUCCCGGCCCCAGCCCUGGCUCCAUGCCCAGACAGGCUGAAGAGGGGGAAGUAUCUCCAGCCCCUAGCUCUGGCUCCAUGGCCAGGCAAACGGAGCAACUAGACCCCUCCCCCUCCUCCACAGCAUGUGAGCCUGAGGGAGGUCAGUUGUCAACAGCUGCAGACUGGAGUGACCCUCGCGUCAGAAGACUUGAUAGACGGAGGCAACAGAAGGAAGGGAGGGGCAGGCCUGGAUAAGUGCUGAGUCAUGGAGCCACACCCCAUGGCCUAUAUAAAGGACCUGCUUUCUGGCAUUCUCUGAGUCAGGCAAAGUCUAAACGUAUCUUGCUGAAGUCACUUCCUGGUCUCCUGCCUGCCCUGAGGACUUUGCUAGGACUUUGGCAGAGCUGCAGAGGCAUGCCUGAUUCAGAUUUCCCUGACCCGGCCGUCAGCGGAGGAGUGGGACACAACAUGAGCACUGUGUUCUAAGUAACUGAAGUCGGACUCUGUCAUGAAAGUUGUAGUGUCUUGUGUUAACUUCAUUAGGGCACAUGCACUCAAUCACAGACAGUUUCAGGAAUUUCUAUCUGCGCUACAUGUUGCCUAUGAAGAUAUUUUGUACCACACAGAAGUCCAUUGGCUGAGUUGAGGGAGAGUUUUGAAAUCUUUCUAUGACUUACUUCCAUAGGUUUUUGCUUUUCUAAUUUCAAAAAACAAAGAAGUACUAAAGCUCAAAGAUGAAGAAUGGAAAUGGCACCUUGCCUUUCUGACAGAUGUAACAGAGCUACUCAACAGAGCUACUCAACUGUUUGAAUGUGCAACUUCAAGGAAAGGGGAAGCUCAUCUGUGAUAUGCUUUUAUAUGUGAAGGCAUUUGAAGUAAAAUUGGACCUCCUCAUUAAACAAGUGAAGGAGGAAAACCUCUGCCAUCUCCUUACUACCUGAAAGCUGUUGGCUGAAAAACAGUUGCAUUCCCAAACAAAAAUGUGUGGAUUCAACAGAAAUGUUGCAAAGAAAGUUUCAAAUUAGAUUUAAAGAGCUUUCUGCACAUGAACAGAACAUACAGCUUUUCCGGAACCUAUUUUCUCUUGACAUUGAAAUUGUUGAUCCGAUUUACCAAAUAAAACUGGCUGAAUUAUAGAAUUGUGACUCUCUGAAAGACAUAUUCAAGUCAAGCAGCCUUACUAAUUUCUAUGCCUCUCCCCCCUCUGAUACAUAGCUUAAUCUCAGGAACCAUGCACUCAAAAUGGUAAUCAUAUUUGGAUGCACCUAUGUCUGUGAACAGACUUUUCCCCCAAUGAAACAACUAAAAUCUCCAACCAGAUCCAGACUACCUAAUGAACACUUGCAUCACUUGCUAUGACUUGCAGUGACAAAUACGGAACUGGACAUUGACUUUCUCAUCAGCCAAAAGCAGGCCCACACUUCCCAUUGAAUUAGUAGUAUAUUUAUGUUAGUUAAAAUUGAUCUUCAUUUUAAAUAUUGUAUUAUUUCAUGGUUUUUGCACUACAAAUAAAGUUAUGUCUAGUGUUCAUAGGAAUUUGUUCAUAUUUUUUUCAAACUAUAGUCAGGGCCCCCAACAGUCUGAGAGACCAUUAUCCCUCCUUAAUGCACCAAUGGAGGCUGGGGGGAAGGUUGUUUUGAUUCUCGCCUUCCGCCUGCUUGCAAUGCCUCUCAGUGCCCAUCUUGGGGGUUUUAGUUACAGUCUUAAUUGGUGCAAUUCUCAGUCUGGUUUAUUGUGUGGUCAUCUGAAACAUAUGAUCAGGAGUUAUUUUGAAGGAAAUCUGUUUAAUUCUUUUUUUAAUAGCCUACUUUAAGGAGCCUGAAGCUGCUGUUGUAAUAAAGUUAGGCAAGUAGCAAGAAUGUUUGCGCUCUUUUUCCCUUUGGGGGAGGGGUCUUAUUAAGUAAAUAGAUUCCUUGGGUUGAGCAAGUACAGCUUAGGAAGGACAAAGGCAAAAUGGACUGCUAAAUUGGCCACGGCCACCCAGUCACAUGACUGCCCAGCCACCUGGUCCACCCCCCAACAGCCUGUGGGACCAUGAAUCAUCCCCCUGUUUAAAAAGUGUUUAUCUGUGUCCUCUGUGUCCUCAGGAUCACCUGAGUAGUGUUCCUGAUUCCUGUCGUCUGCAUUUUUUUUUUCUGGAUUUUUUUUUCUGGAAAUCCAUUCCUACUCCCACACCAAAGGGUGUUCAAAAAGCUUUUAGCUAUACAAUUUGGGAUGAACACCCUUGAACACCCUGUUCAGGUAGGAGAAAGUAAAAAUGGAUUUCCAGAAAAAAAAAUGCAGUCCAGUUGCCUCCUAAAUAAAACAUCUUUAGGACAACCAUGACCUAGAUGACUGAGAAUCUCUACAGACUUUCAGUGAAUGUAUUAUUAUACCUUUAAGUUAAUGAGGACCUGCUAACUCAUCAAGAGACCAACUAAUUAAGCUAGAAAUUAAUUAUCUAAGUUGCCAAAUUUGGAUGAAAGCUUAGGAACCAAAGGACUGGAACUGAUUCCAGUCCAGACCCCACCAGGGAACUACCAGAGGACUAGAAAAGAGCUGAUGUAGUUCCUAUCUUCAAAAAAAGGGGAAAAAAUAGAUCCAGGAAACUACAGGCCUAUCAGCCUGACCUCAAUACCAGGGAAGAUUCUGGAAAAGAUAAUCAAGCAAUGAAUCAGCGAGCACCUAGAAGCAAACAAAGUAAUAACCAAAAGCCAACACUGGUUUGUCGGGGGCGUGGCCAUGACCGUGGUGGGGUAAGGACCUUUCCUUCACUUCACAGGGCUUAUUAAUGAAGAUUUAUGAGAAUUUAUGCCGUUUGGAAUGCACUGUUAUGGACGAAAGUUAAUAAAUCAUGAACUGAAAGUGUUAACAGCCCAGCAGAUUGAAUUUAAAACUGGUAGGUCAUCUGAAACGGCUUGAAUUAAGGAGUUUCUACAGCAUGGGUUGACCGAAGCCGGCAGACAAGAUAAGUUGGAAUAAAUUGCUGUGUUUUGUUUUUCCAAAAUUAACUAUCUUGUUCUGUGUUAAAAAAAAAUUUUCUAUUGCUGAGGCUAAGUGAAGGACUGAAUUUGAUAAUGAGAAGAUUAUUAUUUUUUUGAGCCUUCCGGAAGUUCAGCCAAGAAGAAUUUAAUUGAAGAGAAGAGAAACUGAUUUUUUAUUGGAUUGUUUGGUAGUAAGAGGAUUUUACUGAGCUAAUUUUUUACUGAGCUAAUUUUUUCUUUAUUUUUUUUUUUCUCUGGAGAGCAAAUUAAUAGCUUGUUUAUAUUACAAAAAAAAAAGAAGGAUUUUGCUUCGUUUAAGUUGGUUUGUCUUCCUUUCUGCUUUGCUGACGUGGAGGAAAAAUGGCGCUGAUUAAUGUUAGCUGUGAAGUUUUGUGUUUCUUUGUGGAGUAUCCUUGAACUUGAGAGAUAACAGUGCAAAUAAGCCGCUUCGCUUCAAUUAAAAGACAGUCGUCCUUUGAUCUUCACUAAGACCCUCUGUAAAAUUGGUUUGGAAUCCUAGUUUGGGAAAUUUUUUGGUUUUUUUCAAAAUGACUCAACAACUUUCAGAAACGCAGCAACUUGCUGCAGCUUUAAAUAAAAUUGGGGAAAAAAUAGCAGGACUAUCAGAGCGUAUAGAUAAUUUGACAUUGAAACUGACAUCUGAAAUGCAGAAUUUAAAGCAAGAGAUGAAUGAAAACUUUGCAAAACAAAAAGAGGAAAUGAUAAUGAUUAAAGAUGAAAUGGAGCAGAUGCAUGUGCAUGAGGUAAAAGUAGAUCGGCAAAUUGGUAAA